AUGGCGCAGGCGUUCUACGUGCGGAAUCCUUAUCCUGUGCCGGAUGUCUCCCGGGAGGGAGCGUGGAUAUCACGCGGACCCGUGUUGGGAGAUAAAGUCUCGCCGUCGGAUAGAGACUGGAACGUCAAGUUGAGCGCUCACGAGCGUCUCUUCGCUCACCAUACACUGAACAGCAUCCGCAGGGAUCGUCGAUUCAUCAGACCGCAGGUUCCAGACGACGCUCUCGAUUUAGCGUUAAACAGCGUCUACACUCAUAGUCGAGACAGUUUGGUGUCGAAGAUAUAUGUGCCUAUGCAGCCGGAAACGCUCGGCAGAGAAACUUGGCGCGUCAUACGAAACGAGAUCAAGGUUUUCCCGGAACCGCCUAAACCAGAUAGACCGAUGCACGUGAGCGGUCAUUCGGACGAGGAACUUAAAUCGAUCGUUCGGGCACCUUUAUCGGCGGAUAAAUCGAGGUGUCAUAGUGGGCCAACUUUACCGCGGAAAAUUCAUCCGAGCAGUGUGAAAUUAAAUAUCGAAGGUCCUCAUAUGGACCAAUCGAAUCCCGGAUACAGUCGCAAAAUUGACGGAACUUUUUACAGUAUUUAAACACGGAUUUAGAUAGUGUUUGAGCGGCACGCUUGGAGAACGUUCGGAUUAAGCUGAAACCUGAUAUUCGCCGAAUAAAGUCCCCGCUUUUACAAAUACCAUUAUCGCUAUUGGCAUAAUCUGCCGAGAUUUGCGCUUUGGAACGCUUCGAGAAGUAGCAAAUCGUCAACGUAACAUAGACGCGCAAAACUCCAAUGUAUCAUGAAAACGUCAAGCGUGCAUAAUUAAAUCGCGUCGAUUGUUGCAAUUACUUCGUGGCGUAUCUGAUUGUGAGUGUCGCGAUUAUCCUAUUCACGUUUAUCUGAUCGUGUUGACAAAUUUACUCAGUGGGAUGAUGCUUCACGAAUCCGCCUUGGCUAUCGCUACCAAAGAUCUCCCGGCUGCCAGUCGCCCCUUUGACAGUCCGAGGCUGCGCAGGCAGCCCAAAGAUCGACAGAACGAGUAGAUAGAGGCGUGAGUCAGUGCGCACCAAGUUUCUCACUACUCGGCUCGCCUCGGUUCGGCAGUGAGCCGAAGGGACAGAAUGUCCCAUUACUCGGGUAAUCCUUGUUUGUAAUAAACCAGCGCCCCGCUGCCAGCGGGAUGACAGCGGAGCCACCCUUGCCGAGAGCCCGCGCGGAGGAGGAGCCAUCUCCGCACGCAUAUGCUCCUCAUGGAAUAUCAUUUAUGCUUCUCACCCCGCGCGCAGACGUCUAUCUCUUGCGACCCGUUUGACCCGGCUCGACCCCCCGACAUCCCUCUCUCCGUCAGACACACAGAGUAGGCAGCACACGUUAUCCUUAUACAUACGUCUAAUCCGGCCAUGAUUGCCCCGCCAACCGGCUCGAAAACUCUACCUCGACUAUAAGACGUAACAUGUUACCCUUCCUCUCUCUGUAUGUGACCCUAUUUUCUUAGCUUCUUUAAAACACUUUGUGACAAACUUCGCGACGUGAUAAAUUUUUGCACCCGUUUCGCUUCCCUCCAUUAUUUUUGGUAUUAAAAAUUAGAGUUAUUGUAUUAUCGUAGAUUUACAAUAAUACAAUUUACUACGAUUCAAUAAAUCCAAUUUUAUUAAUCCCUGUUAAUAUCGUAUAUUACAAUAUUAAUUCGGAUUAAUUAUAAUUAAUGUGUAAAAUCACGAGAAUAUGUUGGUGACUUUUUUUCAAUUAAUCGUAAAUUCGGCAGCCCCAAAGAUAGUAAUUUUUCUGCGGAUUACAUCGCGCGGCGCGUGUCUAUUGACGCGGAUCCCUUUUCUUUCCGGGUAUAGUGACGGAGAAAGAGAGAGACACGGAGGAUGGUAUAAGGGUAGAACGAUCUCAGACGGUCGUCAGGCAACGAGCGAGGUUACCAGCCAAUUACUUGGCUGAGCGGUUUUAUUUGUAUUUAAUUCUUAUUUAAUUUACUUUUUACGGUCGCGUGGUUUUGCCGCCUCCGUUAAGAAAAUGGAAGGUUUCUUCGUCAUUGCAAAUUAACGGUCGCUCGCCAUUUAUCCCGUGGAACACAAUCAAUAUAGAUAAAAAACAUCAGUUGCGCGUUAUUCGUAACAUUCGACAACGAAAUUUGCACUUGAUAAAAGUUACACAUCGUACGAGAAGGCAUAAAUGCUUAUUCCAUAAUGAAACUGAUAAAGAAUCAGAUAAUAUAUACGAUACAUAUUAAAAAAAAAAAAAAUGCGCGGCCACCAAUUUUAUAUACAUAUAUUUUAGAAAUUUUAAAUAUUUAAGAAUUAAUUUUAAUCAGUAGAGCAUCUUGAAAAACAUUUUAUAUAGAUAAUGACACAUAAACAAUGAUACGGUAAUGCUGCUGUCAUGAAAACCAUGCUUAGACUGACUUCGCUCUAUCUAUUCGAUUCUUUCACGCGUACACUUUUCCAGAAGGAAAUUCUGCGUGAAAGUCGAAGCAAAGUCGCAUUGAUCCCUCCGGGAUGAAGCUGUUAUUCCACUGAACUUGUUACGUUAUAUUUAUCAGCGCGGUGCACACUGGCACCACCCGUCGGGUUUUAUCGUUCCUUUCGGAUCCGUUCUUCCACCGUCAUUUCAGUUAAAUAGAAGCCGCAAAUGACAUAGCGAAUAAUAAGCAGCGGUACACUAAAUUAAUCAGAUGUCAUAUGUUAUAUAACUUUCUAUUUUAAAAUUUGUAUUGCUUCUCAAACUCUACUAAAUGAUAUACAUAUAUUCUUUAGAUAUUAUAUAUUAUAUGAAAUAAUUACAUUAGAAUAUACGUAACAAUUUUGAAAGCACAUAUAAAAUGAUAAUCGAUAAAGAGAAAAAUUUUUUAAUUGUAUCGCAAACUUAUUGUAUAAUACUUUUCAUUUUGUAAACUGAGUUUUCUUCUUUUUUUUGUAAUAUAUUUAACUCUUAACACAUUUAUUUUUUAUAUAAAUUUAUGUUAAUUUAUACAUUUAUAUCGAACUUCUUUAUCUUCAUACUUUAACUGUAUUCCAAGUAAACUUAAAAUAAAAUCUUCUAUCAUGAAAA
Messenger RNA from Formica exsecta, 3047 nucleotides. RefSeq lists its product as uncharacterized. NCBI's taxonomy places the organism in Eukaryota, Metazoa, Arthropoda, Insecta, Hymenoptera, Formicidae. The record is from RefSeq and is a predicted model, not a curated record. The coding region runs from base 1 to 588 and encodes 195 amino acids. The transcript is spliced from 4 exons.